AUGUUGCUACUGCAAUGUCGCCGAUUAAAAUAACUUUCACUAAAAAAUAUCCACACAAUUUCUUAUUUAAAUAUGUAUAAACACAACAGAGUAAAUGUGACAAUGUUAUAAAUGAAGUGUUGUAUAACUAAAAUCAAGCUUAUGCCUAAGCUCGACAUAGCUUAGUUGACUUUACUUCAUGUGAGACUGCAGAUGCCUGUCGACACUGUGACAAUCAUGGAUUUUUUUGUUGGUGUAGAUGUGGGAACAGGAAGCGUUCGAGCGGCUUUGGUUACUUCGAAUGGAAAGAUAAAGAAGCUGGCUACAUGUCCUCUUGAAAUAUUUCAUCCCGCCCCAAACUUUUAUGAACAAUCCUCUGAUAACAUUUGGAGCGCUGUGUGCCAUGUUGUCAAGUCGGUUGUUGCCGAAAUUUCCGCAGAAGACGUCAAAGGAAUUGGUUUCGAUGCUACAUGCUCAUUGGUGGCUAUAGAUAAAACAGGAUCACCUGUAACAAUCAGUCUUACAGGACAGGAAAAACAAAAUGUCAUACUAUGGAUGGAUCACAGAGCGCAUGAGGAAGCUGAUUUCAUCAAUUCUAUAGGUCAUGACAUAUUACAAUAUGUAGGUGGCAAAGUUUCUCUUGAGAUGCAAACACCAAAGAUGUUGUGGCUCAAAAAGAAUUUACCUGCUUCUUGGAACUCUGCAACACUGUUGUUUGACUUACCAGACUUUUUAACAUGGAAAGCCACUGAAUCGGAAUCGCGAUCGUUGUGUUCAUUAGUGUGUAAAUGGAACUAUAGCGCCAAUCCCAGUGGUAAGAACGAAUGGAACGAGGAGUUCUUUGAGCAACUUAAUUUACGGGACUUGAAAAAAGACAAUUGGAGAAAAAUAGGUAAUGAUGUAAGAGUACCCGGUGAUGCGAUUGAGCCCGGAUUGUCGGCGAAAGCUGCAACAGAAUUGGGAUUAUUGAAAGGUACACCGGUUGGAACAUCGCUGAUCGAUGCACACGCCGGUGGCCUCGGCAUGAUCGGUUGUUACGCGCCAGAUGUGUCUUCAAAUUUUUCCAAUCGAUUAGCUUUGAUUUGCGGUACUUCGACGUGUCACAUGAUAGUGAAUGAGAAUAAGAUAUUUGUAAACGGUGUUUGGGGCCCGUACUAUAGUGCGAUGGUGCCCGGUUUCUGGCUUAAUGAGGGGGGUCAAAGUGCUACCGGAAAGCUACUGGAUUAUGUUAUCGAUACACAUCCUGCGACGCCGGGAAUUCUGAAAACUUUAGGCGGAAAUAAACAUAUUCAACAAUAUCUAUCCGAAUUGUUGUACAUUAUGGCUGAGCAGAAAAAUCUGCACAACGUAUCUUACUUGACAAAGGAUAUACAUGUGUGGCCAGAUUUCCAUGGUAAUCGUUCGCCUCUUGCUGAUCCAACUCUGAAAGGAAUGAUAUCUGGAUUAUCCUUAUCUGUAGAUGAGGACAAGUUAGCGUUAUUAUACUUAGCAGCAGUGCAAGCACUAACGUACGGUACAAAGUAUAUAAUUGAAACGUUGACGGCUGCCGGUCAUAAUAUCGAAAGCAUAUUAGUUUGCGGUGGACUCAGUCAAAAUCCACUAUUUAUUCAAAUACAAGCCGAUGUAUUGGCGUUACCAGUACUUUGUCCUGUGGAGCGGGAAUCGGUUUUAAUAGGUUCGGCAAUUCUCGGAGCAUGUGCCACGAAAAAAUAUUCUAUGCACGAAACUAUCAAAAGAAUGGCAGGAUUGUCAAAUAUAGUAAAACCGACGAGUGAAUGUUACAAAUAUCAUCUUCGAAAGUAUCGUGUAUUUAAGAAAAUGGUUCAGGACCAACAAGACUACAGAAAGUUAAUGAGCGAAGAAUUAUAGCCUAUUUUUUUCAUCUUUUUAGCCUAAAUGAUUACAAGAAUAAGCUAUGUUCAAUGAAUGCGCGACUUGCAAAUGAGUUUGAAUGAAGAUAAAUGUUCAUUCUGCAAAUAUUGUAUUUGAUAAAUUUUUAGAAAGAAUCUCCAAUGCUACAUGCAAAUGUAGCAUGAAUGCAAAUAUAUAAAUAUUAGAAAUGGGUCUAUUAUUAUGAAAAUUUAAAAAUUAGGUUUGGAAGCAUUUGUAAAGAAAUAUCAUUUUACUGGAAAGUAUUGAUAUCGCAAAGUAUCUUUCCACUUGUAGUCAUAUGUAGCAUGUCAAAUCAAUUGAAGACACUUACUGUGAUGUUAAUGAUAAUAGCACUGCAUAUAAAUUACAUGUACUACUAUUGAUAAUUUACAAUGGUGGUA
Formica exsecta is the source of this 2252-nucleotide messenger RNA. Its product is annotated as FGGY carbohydrate kinase domain-containing protein. Gene Ontology annotation, molecular function: phosphotransferase activity, alcohol group as acceptor; kinase activity. Gene Ontology annotation, biological process: carbohydrate metabolic process. The record is from RefSeq and is a predicted model, not a curated record. Lineage: Eukaryota; Metazoa; Arthropoda; Insecta; Hymenoptera; Formicidae. The transcript is spliced from 11 exons. The coding region runs from base 193 to 1848 and encodes 551 amino acids.